AUGAAGAAUCCCUUCGACUUUUGCGCUUACUACCUGACUGCCAACCGCAACACAUCUCCCUUGUCAGAGAUGAGUGCCAAGACUCUGAAGGAUACUUGCAGCUGUUUGAUCUCACACAAGAGUGUACCGUUGCCUCUGUUUAAGGUCGGCCCCUCAUACUCGCCGAAGCCCAAGAAACAGUGCAAUAUGUCAGUGGCUUCGCUGAUCAAGGCAAAGUUCAAGGAGCCAGAGGCGUUUUGCAAGUACUACGCUAGUACCUCGAGGAACAUCUCGCCGUUCUCGAUGCUCAAGCCUGUGGAUCUGUUCGCGGGAUGUAGUUGUCUGAUUUGA
Aureobasidium uvarum is the source of this 330-nucleotide messenger RNA. NCBI's taxonomy places the organism in Eukaryota, Fungi, Ascomycota, Dothideomycetes, Dothideales, Saccotheciaceae. The record is from the annotation of a GenBank genome assembly.